AUGACGGAUCUCGACGCCCCAAGUCUGCGCCGACGCCACGUCCAGAACCCACAGCCAGUCGCCGCCGAGCGCACACCGCCACAAGCACCUGCACGAGCUCCACCACAUCGGAAAGGCUUUGUUGAGCUGCUUCUGUCGCCCCUGAGCUUCGUCUUGGGCGACGGCGAGCCGGAAGAUCCACAGACCGCGGCGCGGAAUUUCACGCACCGUCUGCGUCGACGCUAUGGGGACGACGUGACGCCAGGAUUCGAGCACACGUCGUUCCGUGAUGCCGUGUCGACGGCCCGGACCGCGUCCAAGUUCUUGCUGGUGUUCUUACACUCGAACAUCCAUGACGACGCCGCGGUGUUUUGCCGACAAGCUAUGUGCACCGCGCGGAUGCGCACGUACUUGAACAAUAGCGACUGUAUUGUGGCGUGGGCUGGGUGUGUGCAGUAUGCGGAGGGCUUUGGUGUGAGUUUGUCGCUUGGAUGCGCUUCGUUUCCAUUUGUGGCGCUGCUGUCGUGUGUCUCGCGAGGGAUUAACGUUGUCGAGAAGAUUACGGCCAACUUACCAGCGGAAGCGUUGAUUGAGAAACUGAAUGCAGCUGUCGAGCGCAAUAAUCAGAUCUUGACGACGGCGCGUCGCAUUCGCCAACAACGGAGCGAGGCGCAAAUAUUACGGGAACAACAAGAUGUCGAGUAUCAAGAGUCGUUGGCAGCAGACCGUCGUCGAGAGCAAGAGGCUCGAGAACGGGCGGAGUUGGAGGAGCUGGAGCGACUGCAGAAGGAGGAGGAAGAGCGACUUGCUGAGCUAACCGUCCGUCGUGCUGAAGAGGACCGGCUUCGCCAGGAACAAGAGUACAAGGUCGCAAUUGAAGCAAAGCGGGCCCAAAUUGCUGACGGCCCCAAGUCACGUACCCCACCGCCAGGUGCAGGCUAUAAGACCGCGGUGAUCAAGUUCCAUCUACACAAUGGCACGCGCUUGGAACACAUUUUCUACGCGCACGACACGCUGAAGAGUGUGCGUGACUUUAUUGAUGUGGCGUUCUAUGACCGCGAGAUCCCAAUCCAAAAUUACGAGCUGGCCACGAACUUUCCAAAACGAGUGUAUGGCCCGGAACUACUGGCUGUCACCCUCGCUGAUGCUGGACUUGCGCCGCAGGCGCUCGUGUUCGUGCAAGAUCUCGACUCGUAG
This is a messenger RNA of Peronospora matthiolae, 1176 nucleotides long. The record is from the annotation of a GenBank genome assembly. Lineage: Eukaryota; Oomycota; Peronosporomycetes; Peronosporales; Peronosporaceae.